AAGUCGGAGCUGGAGCCCCAGCUGCAGCCGCCAUGCGCCGUUCGGGGCUCUCCUGCUGCGUGCUCCUGCUAGUCCUGGGGCUCUGCCGGGCGCGCCCCCGGAACGUGCUGCUGCUCCUCGCGGAUGACGGAGGCUUUGAGAGUGGUGCAUACAACAACAGCGCCAUUGCCACCCCACACCUGGAUGCCUUGGCCCGCCGCAGCCUCCUCUUCCGCAAUGCCUUCACCUCCGUCAGCAGCUGUUCCCCCAGCCGUGCCAGCCUCCUCACCGGCCUGCCCCAGCACCAGAACGGAAUGUACGGGCUGCACCAGGACGUGCACCACUUCAACUCCUUCGACAAGGUGCGGAGCCUGCCGCAGCUGCUCAGUCAGGCCGGCAUUCGCACAGGCAUCAUUGGGAAGAAGCACGUGGGGCCAGAGACAGUGUACCCAUUUGACUUUGCGUACACGGAGGAAAAUGGCUCCGUUCUCCAGGUAGGACGGAAUAUCACCAGAAUUAAGCUGCUUGUUCAGAAAUUCCUGCAGACUCAGGAUGACAGGCCUUUCUUCCUCUACGUGGCUUUCCAUGACCCUCACCGCUGUGGACACUCCCAGCCCCAGUACGGGGCCUUCUGUGAGAAAUUUGGCAAUGGGGAGAGCGGCAUGGGGCGCAUUCCAGACUGGACCCCCCAGACCUACGACCCACAGGAUGUCGUGGUGCCUUACUUCGUCCCUGACACCCCAGCAGCCCGAGCUGACCUGGCCGCUCAGUACACCACCAUCAGCCGGAUGGACCAAGGGAUUGGACUUGUGCUCCAGGAGCUGCAUGGAGCAGGUGUCCUGAACGACACCCUGGUGAUCUUCACGUCCGACAAUGGGAUCCCCUUCCCCAGUGGCAGGACCAACUUAUACUGGCCGGGGACUGCCGAGCCCUUGCUGGUGUCAUCCCCAGAGCACCCAAAACGCUGGGGCCAAGUCAGUGAGGCCUACGUGAGCCUCCUAGACCUCACGCCCACCAUUUUGGAUUGGUUCUCCAUCCCAUACCCCAGCUACACCAUCUUUGGCUCGAAGACCGUCCGGCUCACAGGCCGGUCUCUCCUGCCAGCGCUGGAGGCCGAGCCUCUCUGGGACACCGUCUUCGGCAGCCAGAGCCACCACGAGGUCACCAUGUCCUACCCCAUGCGCUCCGUGCACCACCAGAACUUCCGCCUCGUGCACAACCUCAACUUCAAGAUGCCGUUUCCCAUCGACCAGGACUUCUACAUCUCACCCACCUUCCAGGACCUCCUGAAUCGCACCACAACUGGCAGGCCCACGGGCUGGUACAAGGACCUCCGGCUCUACUACUACCGGGAGCGCUGGGAGCUCUACGACCAGAGCUGGGACCCCCAUGAGACCCGGAACCUGGCCACCGACCCGCGCUUUGCCACGAUUCUGGAGACGCUUCGGGCCCAGCUGGCCAAGUGGCAGUGGGAGACCCAUGACCCCUGGGUGUGCGCCCCUGAUGGCGUCUUGGAGGAGAAGCUCUCUCCCCAGUGCUGGCCCCUUCACAACGAUCUGUGACAGCCCCUGGAGGCGCCUGUCUUCCCAUCCUGGACAUGCCCCAUCACUUUCACAGCUGUCUUGGGCUGCCUUCUCAGCUGGCAGUGGAGGAAGGGAGCCACCCUAGGGAACAGUGAUGGCAGCCUUUCCCUCUACACUCCCUUCUUUUUUUUUUUUUGAGUUGGAGUCUCUGUCACCCAGACUGGAGUG
Molecule: messenger RNA, 1730 nt
Organism: Carlito syrichta (Philippine tarsier)
Lineage: Eukaryota; Metazoa; Chordata; Mammalia; Primates; Tarsiidae
Gene: SGSH
Product: N-sulfoglucosamine sulfohydrolase
Exons: 8
Coding region: 33-1541 (502 amino acids)
Biological process (GO): heparan sulfate proteoglycan catabolic process; glycosaminoglycan catabolic process
Molecular function (GO): N-sulfoglucosamine sulfohydrolase activity
Source: RefSeq, a predicted model, not a curated record